Siniperca chuatsi (mandarin fish) is the source of this 1804-nucleotide messenger RNA. It is a transcript of the gene ass1, whose product is annotated as argininosuccinate synthase 1. Gene Ontology annotation, molecular function: argininosuccinate synthase activity; ATP binding. Gene Ontology annotation, cellular component: cytoplasm. The transcript is spliced from 16 exons. Gene Ontology annotation, biological process: urea cycle; L-arginine biosynthetic process. The record is from RefSeq and is a predicted model, not a curated record. Lineage: Eukaryota; Metazoa; Chordata; Actinopteri; Centrarchiformes; Sinipercidae. Bases 228 to 1484 code for a protein of 418 amino acids.
ACGAUGUGCGUGAACGGGAUGACGCAACGUUGACUCUCUUCUUGGACCAGUCAGAUUGCAACUGGCAGCAGUGAAUCAAACUGCCUGUAAAGAGAGGAGAGCACGCAGUUGCUUUUCCUCUUACACUCUUCACCGACCGAUUAACGGCAACAACAUUUCCGGACAACGUUUGUUUAUCCGAUAAAACCCACUCUUUCCUCCUCUACCUGUUGGACUCGGCCCUAAUCAUGUCUAAAGGUACAGUGGUUCUGGCCUAUAGCGGUGGACUGGACACAUCCUGUAUUCUGGUUUGGCUGAAGGAACAGGGCUACGAUGUGAUCACGUACUUGGCCAACAUUGGGCAAAAUGAAGAUUUUGAAGCUGCCCGGGAAAAGGCAGAAAUGCUCGGUGCAAAGAAGGUUUUUAUUGAAGACCUGCGUGCAGAGUUUGUGAAGGACUUCAUCUGGCCCGCAGUUCAGGCCAAUGCUGUCUACGAGGACCGAUACCUGCUGGGCACUUCGGUAGCACGGCCUUGCAUCGCCCGUCGUCAGGUCGAGAUUGCAAUCAGGGAAGGUGCCAAUUUUGUCUCCCAUGGUGCCACAGGAAAGGGCAAUGACCAGAUACGUUUUGAGCUCACAUGCUACGCCCACUACCCUGACGUUAAGAUCAUUGCACCGUGGAGGAUCCCUGAGUUCUACAACCGCUUCCGGGGGAGAAAAGACCUGAUGGAAUAUGCACAGAAACAUGGCAUCCCUGUGCCUGUCACUCCUCGGGCACCCUGGAGCAUGGACGCCAACCUCAUGCAUAUAAGCUACGAGUCUGGCAUCCUGGAGAAUCCUAAGGCAAUAAAGACACUCACAAAGACCCAUGCUCCGGCUGACCUGUACCAGAUGACCAAGAACCCAGAAGAUUCUCCCAACGUCCCAGAUGUACUGGAGAUAGAGUUCAGAAACGGAGUGCCUGUCACAGUGACAAAUGUGAAGGAAGGCACAUCCAAGGACUCGCCACUGGAUAUCUACUCAUACCUCAAUGAGAUUGGUGGAAGGCAUGGCGUGGGUCGGAUUGACAUUGUAGAGAACCGUUUCAUUGGCAUGAAGUCCCGAGGGAUCUAUGAAACCCCAGGAGGCACAAUUCUGUUGAUGGCCCAUUUGGACAUUGAGACCUUUACCAUGGACAAAGAGGUCCGUCGUAUCAAACAGGGUCUGGGUAUCAAGUUCUCUGAACUCGUCUACAACGGUUUCUGGUACAGUCCGGAGUGUGAUUUUGUGCGACACUGUAUAGCCAAGUCCCAGGAGAAUGUGGAAGGCAAAGUACAGCUGUCUGUCUUCAAGGGUCAGGUCUACAUCCUGGGACGAGAAUCACCCAAGUCCCUUUACAAUGAAGAGUUGGUCAGCAUGGAUGUGCAGGGAGACUACGACCCAUGUGAUGCCUCUGGAUUCAUCAAGAUUAAUGCUGUCAGGUUAAGGGAACACCAUCGUCUGCAGGGCUUCAGCACCAAGCAGUAACUGCUGCAGUCCUGUGAACCAUCCAGGCCUCCCUCGUUAAAUACAGGUUAAAUAAAAAAUUAUCCGCGGUUUAGACUUUGUGCAUCCAUUGUCUACCUUUUAGCUUAUUGUCUACUUUGUGACUUACUGUAAAACCGUGACAAUUCUUAGGUGGUGGAGGAAGAAAAAUGUACAAAAUGUAACAUCAAGACAGGAAAAGUGUUUGAAUCAGGUGGACAGAUGAUAGUUAAAUUUAUUGUGGAUGAGAAUUUUAGUUGUAUGUAUUAUAAUUUAUUUGCUGAAUUUGCUUGGAAUCAGUAAAAGUUCAAAAAUUAAAUCGA